This is a messenger RNA of Acyrthosiphon pisum (pea aphid), 714 nucleotides long. RefSeq lists its product as uncharacterized. The record is from RefSeq and is a predicted model, not a curated record. Lineage: Eukaryota; Metazoa; Arthropoda; Insecta; Hemiptera; Aphididae. The coding region runs from base 1 to 714 and encodes 237 amino acids. The transcript has a single exon.
AUGCCUGGGAAUAAACAUGUCCGAAGAGACUGGUUAAGCUAUUCCAUUGUUAAUGACAAAAUAUACUGUCAUUCAUGUAUUGUUUUUGGAAGAAAUGUCAAAAAAGCGUGGGUUAAAGAUGGAUUUUCUGCUUGGCAUAAAGCCAUAGAAUGUAUGACCCUUCACGAAAUUUCAGAAGCUCAAGUGAGUGCAGCAUUGAAAUUAAAAUUGAGACAAACUGCUCUUCCAAUAAUUCCAUUAAUGAGAGAAAAUGAACUGCAGAAUAAAAUGUACAAUCGUGAGAUUGUUAAAGCUUUAAUUGAUGUCUCACUAUUUUUAGCACAAAACUGUGUAGCAUUUCGAGGACAUCGUGAGAGCUGGUCAAAUAUUGGUAACCAAGGAAAUUUUUUAGAGCUUACAAAGAUAAUAUCAAAAUAUUCCUCACCUCUUGCUUCAUAUUUAGAAUCUUUAAAAAAUUCAGUAGAGAAACCAGAAAUAAAUUUUACAUCAAAACUUCGUCAGAAUCAGAUUAUAAAUUCUAUAUCUACAUCUAUAAAAGCCAGAAUCAAAGAAGAAUUAAAAGAUGCCAAAUUUUUUAGUGUUUCUAUGGACUCUACUUUUGACUUAUCUCGAAAAGAGCAAAUUUCUUUUAUUGUUCGCUAUGUCCAGGGGCGGAUUGGCGAAUUUUUUCGGCCCGGGAAGAUGAAUCAAACCGGCCCUGCACCGCAAAUAUAA